This is a messenger RNA of Amphiprion ocellaris (clown anemonefish), 2539 nucleotides long. It is a transcript of the gene smim29, whose product is annotated as small integral membrane protein 29. The record is from RefSeq and is a predicted model, not a curated record. The transcript is spliced from 4 exons. NCBI's taxonomy places the organism in Eukaryota, Metazoa, Chordata, Actinopteri, Pomacentridae. The coding region runs from base 694 to 1002 and encodes 102 amino acids.
AAAAACAGGCUUCAUGUAGUUGGUUAGAAAUCAUCGCAGAAAGCUGUCUGGAGGGUAUUUGUGCACGGAAUAACUUACGCGGUACCGGUGCAGCUGACGGUAGCUAUGUUUAUGUAGCUAGCAGCGCUGCUAACAGUUCAUCAGCUGUUGGUGGUCUGUAGGGGGCUUACUGAGGAUAGUUAGUCAAUAAACCGUAGUAGAUAAGUUAUAACUUAGUGUAGGUGGAUAGUGCAGUUAGCAAAGACUGCAUGCCUUCAUUACUCUAGCAAACCAACUGACCACAGCUAUAUAUAAAAAAAAGUGGGUCGCUACCGAGACCUGACCUGUUCAUGUUGUGGUAAAUUGGCCUCUUUGAAUGUGUUCACCUAAGUUUAGACAGUUUAUCACAGAAACUUAGUCGGUUAUCUUUCCCCUUGUAAGUAAUCUGCUACAGGCUGAUUUACAACUUCCUUGUCAGACUUGUGACUGUGUGUAAAUUCUUAUCUUUCCGUGUCUCUGGGAUUUGUCGCUGAUUAGCGAGGGCAGUGAUACCAUGUGGAAGUCACAUGAGCGCAGAGGAUGAGGCAGGAACAACCAGAGGGCAGUUUGAGGAGUGAUCGGCUGCACCGUGUCUGCCCCACGGAGGGGGUCUGCUGCUUGUAAAGAGCCUGCACAAGCAGCCCCUCCUCGGCCUCCCUGUCCUGAACAUUUACGAUGAACAGUACUACUGAGCCCCCUCCCAGCAUAGAUGGGGAUGUGGCAGUCACCUAUGUGCUGGUGCCAUUUCUCCUCAUAACCGUUCUUGGAAUAGCUGCAGCUGUGAUUAUGUAUAUUCGUAGGAAAAGGAGAAUUGACAGACUUCGUCAUCAGCUGUUGCCGGUUUACACAUAUGAUCCCUCAGAGGAGCUCAAUGAAGCUGAACAAGAAAUCUUGUGGAGAGAGGAGGACACAAGGAUUGUACAAGGCUGGGCCAGAAGUUAUCAACAGCGACGCCCUCUUCUGACCAAAGACGUCAAUGCUUGAUGGUAGUAAAGCUGGCAUAGAAAACAUUGUCAAUGAGGAGGCAACCUUCAGCCACACAGAUCAGUCAUUUUUAAAGCCAUGCAGUUGGUUUUUCUUUACUCUCGUUUGCCAUUAUCGCUGAAUACAUCAGCGACAUUUUCUAUUUCCUGUGUAAUGUACAGAAUGACUGUUCAUUUGUGAAGUCCCGAUGCCACUCCUGUGUGCCUAACAAACGCAGUACCUUAUUUAUUUGAAAUUAUUUAUUCAGACAUGUUUUUACUGUGGUCUUCAGCGAUAUGACUCAGAGUUCAGGAAGUUGGACGAUACAGGUUUGUGUAGGUUUACUCUGUUGUUUAUAAUCAUAUUGUUGCUGUGGGCAACGUGUGGCAAGCAGUUGUUCCUGUGGGUUGCAGUAGGCAUUUGUACUGACUAUAACAUAGCGGCUGUGUUUGGUGUGGUGAGAGUAUGAAUGUUGUGCACUAGUUAAAAUCAGCACUGCUGCUGUAAGAGGGUUAGUGAGCAUUGCUUAGAUUGGAUUUUGUGUUGAGGUUGUUUGCAGUGCUUUAUUUGAUGAAAUGCCUCCAGUGUUGAAGUCAACAUGUGUUGACUUGAAACACUGCAAUAGCACUUUCAGAAGAGUUUUAAUCUCAAAGCCUCGUAUGGAUAAAGUGAAAUUAGCUCCUAAGAUCAAGCUUUGUUUCCGUUUCAUUUUGAGUCAAAAGCUUGAACAACCCACUUUGGUUUUAAUUUGCUUAUUCAAUUUAACCAGCUGCCCUGCAAUUCACAUCUUUUUGUGGUUUAGCCAAAUCCUAUGACUCCUAUCAGUGGCAUGAAAAGCCAGAUAUGGAAGCAAAUAACACCAGGCUCCUCUCAUCCCUAAAAUGAGGUGUGACUAGUGCCCAAAAUAUGUCCUGUCUACAAGGCAUGGCACCAGCAAAUUUACCUCCAGAUGAAGAAUCUGCUCAGAUGAAUUCCAUAGGUCUGACUGUAUCAAGCACUCAGGAAACCUUACCCUUUUUUCCCUGAAAGAAUUGUAACCGUUCCUGGCCUUUAUUUGCCUUGCGUGUGAAUGUAAACUAAGAACAAUAGAACUGUUUAACUGUCCUUGAAUGGGGACAUUACUCAGUUCAGUAGUUAAUGUAUUGUAAAGAGCAGCUAAUACUCAAACUUGUGAUGUUAUCAGGUAUGACAUUUAGAGGUGCUUGAGUAUGAGCCUUUAUCUAAAUGCUUCAUGAUCAUUUCUGGAGCUGAAAUCAUCUCAGUGCUCCCCGAUCAUAUUUCCAUCUCACCGUUUUUAUCUGCAUCAUCUAGUGACGCUUUUUCAUCUAAUGUGAAAAAACAAUGAAAUGAGCCAUUCAGAAUUUAGAGUGUACAAAAUGUGUGAUCGGAUUUGCACUGAACUUUGCGUGGAAGGCUCGGGUUUCACUUGACAAGUCAAAGAACUACUGAUGUAAUUUUGGCAGCACUGUUUCUCCUUUUUAGACUGUUGGACCAUGCUGCUUUGAGAGAAAUGCUGUUGAUUGAGACACUGAAGGUGUAAAUAAAAUAAUAUAACUUU